UGGCGGAGAGUUAUUAAAAGUUUUGAUAUUUUUGAUCCCUUUCGAGUUUGUUGUUUAGAAGCAAUAAUCAUAUCAUAUUACGAUAAAUAUAACAUUGUAUGCUACCAAAUAAAUAAUAUUAAUAAACUCAAAAGUGAUUGUAGCCUUGUACCAUGGAAUAUAUGGAAGAAAACGCCGACCUGGGAAUGGCACCGGAUUCACAAGCGAAUAGAGCAGUAAUAAACUCCCUGAAUGUGGACUGUUGGCGUAUUAUCUUUGGUCACCUGACGGUGCAAGAGCUCAUGCAGACGGAGGCCACCUGCAGAGAUUGGCAGAAGCUCGUGCUUGACCAUAUGUCAUAUCGCCAAAUUGUGAUUCAAGAGCAUCAUUGGAACGAAAAUACUUUGAUAUUAAGAAAUACAAGUGACAUAUGGCCGUCCUUUAAAAGUUGGCUGAAGAAAUGUGGACCUUGGGUGUACAAGUGGAAUACUGACUGUCAGAUCUUCGAGGGUAUCUUUGACGUUCUUAAGGAGUACUGCCCUAAUUUGACAACCCUUAGGUUGAGCAAUUUAAAAGAGAAACUACCGCUAACCAACACCGUGCACUUCCAGAAAUUGACACGCCUCAUUUUAGAAAAUUGCGAUGGGUUAACAGAUGAUUGCAUCAAUCAGUUUCUAUCGAGCGAAAUGACAGAUUUGUUCAUAAAAAUAUCAGAUGAAAGUCUCAUCACAGGCAGUUUUCUAAAUAAUUUGAAAACGGAUAAAUUGAACAGCCUCGCACUGAAAUAUUGUAACAGUUUGAAUAUUUCUGUACUCCUUUCGUGCGCAGAGCGGUUGAAAAAUCUGACAACUUUAAAACUCUCGAUAGUAAAUCGGAGUGACACUGCUAUUAGGGGCCAAGUUCAUUUGAUUUUGGACAAAAUGCCAAAUUUAGAAGAGAUAGAAAUCGACGUCGAGGAUAAGUCGAUAAGUUACUUUGAACAGGAUCGUCGAAUAGAGAGUGACGUGUUUUACUACUCCGUGAUCCGACUUAAGAAGCUGCGCAAGAUCAACGCGAAUUUCAGUUUAUGGGGUUACCAUUUAGGAGCAUUGGCGUAUAGCUGUAAGGAUUUGACGAGUGUGCGCUCGCCUUGUAAUAAUAUAGAUGUAGACAGCCUUGCCUUCUUGUGUGAGACGCUGGGACCUCAACUCUGCGAGCUCAACUUAUCAGGAAGCUGCCUUCUGCCACAAAACUAUGUCGCGUGUGUGUACGCCUGCCCGAAACUAAUGUGGCUGGACGUAUCAGACUGCGUCAAAGAAGUCGAAAUAGAAGAAAUAGCAAAGGCGCGUCGAGACAUGCGCGCCAACUUGCUCGCGAGCAAGUACGCUAGCGAGGCCGACAACAAUCUUCGCUUCAGGCUGCAAUUGGUCGUCCGAUUUCUUUGGGACUUUGAUGGCUCCGACCACAAAAUCAGGGAUGUGAUCCAGUUACAAUACUCAUACGAUGAACUCGACGAUCCAUACGACGACGUACUUGAAACAGUUGAAAACACCGACGAUGAAAUUGAAACAGUUGAAACCAUUAACGACCAAAUUGAAACAGUUGAAAACAACGACGACCAAUUUGAAGAGUCGUAAAGAGAAAUGGUCACUUAGAACACUACAGCAUUUUCCUCUCAAGUAUGUAGUUAAAAUUAUUUGAGCGUUAAUUUUAAAACUCUAUGAAUGUGCACGUUACAGAAAAAAGUUUUAACAAUUUUAUGUUAUAAAUUAAUUUAUUAAAUUAAGAAAUUUUAUGUUGUAAAUUGAUUUAUUAAAUUAAGAAAUUUUAUGUUGUAAAUUGAUUUAGUAAUAAGAAAUUUUAUGUUGUAAAUUGAUUUAUUAAUAAGAAAUUUUAUGUUGUAAAUUGAUUUAUUAAUAAGAAAUUUUAUGUUGUAAAUUGAUUUAUUAAUAAGAGAUUUUAUGUUGUAAAUUAACGCAUUCACUUUCACCAACGCAUAUACGCGUUUUCGUUACUUUCACCGCAGUGCCUUCAACGCACAGACUCUUUAGGUGUGUAUGUAGUGACAUCUAGCAUGAGUUCUGCGUUUUGAAGUGUUCGUGAAUGAAUUCGUAUGAACUCAUAUGUGCGUUG
Leguminivora glycinivorella is the source of this 2091-nucleotide messenger RNA. RefSeq lists its product as uncharacterized. The transcript is spliced from 8 exons. Bases 153 to 1595 code for a protein of 480 amino acids. The record is from RefSeq and is a predicted model, not a curated record. Lineage: Eukaryota; Metazoa; Arthropoda; Insecta; Lepidoptera; Tortricidae. Gene Ontology annotation, molecular function: protein binding.